AUUUUUGAAAAUAUCAAAUAUCAAAGACUAGCUCAGACUAGCUUGGAGGAAAAGCAUAUUUUUCCAUAAUAGAAUAAAAUGAAGCCACUUAAUAUUUACAUUAAAGGACAAUGUAUGGACAUGUGCCCUGCUGCAGAAAUUAUGUUGAACGCCUUUUAGAAGAGAAAAUAAACGCCUUUUACAUAUUUUGGAAACCCUUCCUCGUGCAUCGAACAGUGAAAAACCAGUGGCAGAUAGAAAGAAAGUUGUAAAAUGUUACAGUCGAUCAGCUGCUGGGAAAGCUAUGGAAAACCCAAAAUAUCUGAGACCAACAAAUGUUUUAUUAAGAACCAUAAAUUAUUUACUCCAGGAUGUUCUUACAAAUACCAGAGUACCUUGGAAUGUUACUUAUGAUUUUAUAACCGAUAGGCUACGGUCAGUCAGACAAGAUAUGAUAAUUCAAAAUUUGCCAGUAAUUGAUUCUAUUAAGAUAUUACAACCAAUUGUUAAUUUCCAUGCAUAUGCUUCCUAUAGACUAUGUGAAGAGUCACUGAACCAUUUUGAUCCUGUCUUAAACAAAACACAUUUGCAAGAAUGUAUUAAGAGACUAUUGUGCUUAUAUGAUGAGUAUGAAAGAAUUAUAGAAAAAAUAACCAAUGACGAUAAAAUGGUACAGGAAAACCGGCCCCGUUUUGAAGCAUUGUAUGUAAUUUUAAAUUUAAGUAACCCAGAGUCUGUGAUAAGAGCACUAAGAUUGCCUGAAACAUAUAAGAAUAAAGAUCUAAAAUUGGCAAUAGAUGUAUCGUUAAAUUAUAUUCGAGGUAACUUUGUAAGAGUAUGUAAACACUUAAGGGAUCUUCAGUAUCUUCUUUUAGCACUGUCAUCUCUACAUCUUCCAGAAAUAAGAAAAAAAGUAUUACAAACAAUGUCAGUUGCAUAUAACAGUAAAAAUCUUACAUUUCCUUUAGAGAUUUUAAAGAAUCUUUUUUUGUAUAACACUGUAGAUGACGUGAUUAGUGAGUGUAAACAUUAUGGACUGCAUUGUGAUCAAGAUAAUGUUCAUUUUUUAAAGGAUAAUUUUAACCGAAACCAAACACUUGCACGGCCUACACGUCUGAAUUUUUUGGAUAAACAAGUAGAAGAUAGGGAUAUUGUCCAUCUUAUUCUGAAUAUAUAAAUUUAAUUUUCUUGCAAAACCAUAGUUACUUUAGGUGUACUGUCACAAUUACAUUGUCA
Messenger RNA from Sitophilus oryzae (rice weevil), 1215 nucleotides. RefSeq names its product SAC3 domain-containing protein 1. The coding region runs from base 284 to 1156 and encodes 290 amino acids. The record is from RefSeq and is a predicted model, not a curated record. Gene Ontology annotation, biological process: spindle assembly; centrosome duplication. NCBI's taxonomy places the organism in Eukaryota, Metazoa, Arthropoda, Insecta, Coleoptera, Curculionidae. Gene Ontology annotation, cellular component: spindle; centrosome; nucleus. The transcript has 7 exons.